Molecule: messenger RNA, 3738 nt
Organism: Anneissia japonica
Lineage: Eukaryota; Metazoa; Echinodermata; Crinoidea; Comatulida; Comatulidae
Product: WD repeat domain phosphoinositide-interacting protein 2-like
Exons: 10
Coding region: 158-1543 (461 amino acids)
Biological process (GO): protein localization to phagophore assembly site; nucleophagy; protein lipidation
Cellular component (GO): cytosol; extrinsic component of membrane; phagophore assembly site membrane
Molecular function (GO): protein binding; phosphatidylinositol-3,5-bisphosphate binding; phosphatidylinositol-3-phosphate binding
Source: RefSeq, a predicted model, not a curated record
UCAAAAUAAGAGGAUUUUUGGUAAACAAUAGUCAGCUGCAGGGAAUUGCGUAUUGUACCCCAAAUUGAAAAGAAUAAACUGCAUAACUCUCCCCUUUCUGAUGUUAUCUUGGCGAAGUUUUGCCGUUACUGUACUUGAGGAGAGUUAGAGCAGACAAAUGAAUCUCGCAAGCCUAGGUCGUAGACAGCCAGAUUCGCCUUUAUUAUUUGCUACGUUUAAUCAAGAUUGCACGUCCUUGGCAGUUGGCACUGAAACAGGUUACCGGUUAUUCUCACUUAAUUCUGUUGACAAACUCGAACCGAUCUAUGAAAAUGACAAUGAGGAUAUCUGCAUUGUUGAACGACUGUUCUCCAGCAGUCUCGUUGCGAUCGUUAGCUUGUCAUCUCCGCGUAAGCUGAAGGUGUGUCAUUUCAAGAAAGGUACGGAAAUAUGCAACUACAGUUACUCCAACACUAUCCUGGCUGUAAAGCUCAACCGAAUGCGACUUAUCGUUGCGCUGGAGGAGAGUCUAUACAUACACAAUAUCCGUGACAUGAAGGUUCUGCACACGAUCCGAGAGACCCCGCCCAACCCGCAAGGACUGUGCGCCCUGUCUAUCAGCAAUGAUAAUUGCUACCUAGCCUACCCUGGCAGUAGCCAUAUAGGGGAGGUACAGAUAUUUGACACGGUAAACCUACAAGCGGUGAACAUGAUCCCAGCUCACGAUAGCUGUCUGGCUGCACUCGCUUUUGACUCAACUGGCUCUAAACUAGCAACAGCAUCAGAAAAGGGAACCGUUAUUCGUGUGUUUACUAUUCCUGAAGGCCAGAAAAUUUUUGAAUUCCGACGAGGUGUAAAACGGUGUGUGAGCAUUAGUUCGUUGGCAUUCAAUACUGAAUCAACAUUCCUCUGUGUGUCCAGCAACACUGAAACUGUUCAUAUUUUCAAACUGGAAACGACUAAAGAAAGUAGCAAACCUCAGGAAGAGCCUAGUACUUGGAUGGGGUACCUGGGGAAAGCACUGAUGAAUUCUGCCACGUAUUUGCCCUCACAAGUUACUGAGGUGUUCUCACAAGGCCGAGCAUUUGCCACAGUUAAGCUACCUUUCUCUGGUAUUAGAAAUGUUUGUGCUCUAGUCACGAUAUCCAAACCAAGGGUGUUGAUUGCAGCAGCUGAUGGCUAUUUGUAUAUCUACAACCUAGAUCCUACUGAUGGAGGUGACUGUACUUUACUCAAGCAACAUAGACUUGAUGGUGCUGAGAAUACUGAAGCCCCCGCUGAUGGUGCCGAAGGUGAGAGCAACCCGGGUGGAGAGGAGUGGGCCGAGCGGCCUUCACUAACUCGAGGUACUUUUGCAGCAGCGGCUGCCUCUAAUGUACACACACAAUCUUCACCACAUACUACCAAGGCUACAGAUUAUGCUCAGGCUACUGAAAAAUCAACAAGACCGAAGACAGAUGAACUUCUAAGUGAGGCUGUUGAGGAGGGUAUACAACGUGAGGGCACUCUACCUCUCCACGAUGAAAACGAAUUUCCACCAAUGACGCAUUACACAGACUCAUAAAAAUAUCGAUCGAAAAGUAUUCAAAAACCGUUUAUGAGAGGAGAUUGUGUUAUCCCAUAAUAGGGAUACUUACAUUUGCCAUGUUUUCCUUCGAAUAAUUCCAAGCACAUUAAACUGUACUGUAUUCAAGUUUCCUGUGAUUGGUUAGUGUUCUUGUUUCUGCUUGAAUUUACUUACCUGCAGUGGUGUUUGACCCCCUUAUUUUAAUGCCAUGUGUGUGAGGUGUGUUACCAUGGAUACUGCUGCCAAAUCUUUGAUUUUAAGAUCUUUUUUUUUUCAAGUUUAAUGUAACUAGUUUGUAAUGGCUAAUUUUAAAACUUUUUCUGUUACAAAUUCAUUUUUUUUUUUUUAUUUUUUUUUUUUUUUAAAUUAAAGUAGAAUUUAACAUUACUGAUGUUAAUUUUAUAUAUAUAUUUUUUUCAUAUUUUUAUGUUUUCCUCCUUUAAGUUGUUUUAAGAAAUUUAUCAACAGGAAAGUAAAAUAAUAUGAUAUACAAUAUAUGUAAUAUUAUAUUAGAUAUGUUAUAUAAAUACCAAUAUAUAUAUUGUAUGUUUAUUGCAUAGAACAGAAAAGGUUUAAUCAAUCCUAUAGUUUAGCUUUGAUCCAUUUAUAUAAAUGGGAAGGGAAAACAGUUAUAAGUUUGAAUAGCAUUUAUAAGGUUUUUGAUGUAGACUUUACAAUUACAGAUUAUAAAUAAGUAUGAUAUUAAUACAAAAUUGAUUAUAUUUUGUGAUCUCAAAAAUAGUCGCUUGUAAAUAUGUCCAAGCUUUACCAGACUAAAUUUGCCAGUUCAUAAGCAUGUUUAGAAUGCUUUUUAACGGAUUGUGAAAAAAAAAAUAUCUUGAAUUGUUUGCAACUUUGUAGAAAUAGCUUGGCGUACUUUUUGUUUAAAUUAAUAUUUCCACUCAACAGUUUACCGUCUUUGCUUCAGUAUUAUUGGUGUGUGCUUUGUUUACCAUUCUGGGUCCUUGACUUCCCACCAUGCACUAGUUUAUGCGGCCUUCCCACUUCAUCCCUUAUAGGGUGUGUUGGUGAUCAUUCAUAGUGGCCAUUUGUAGCAUAAUUAUGGAUUUUGGCAUAAUUUGGACCCCCGUAGCAUGUAGCAUUAAUGCUACACUUAAUUUCAGGAAAACGUAGCGUAAUGUAGCAUAAUUAAUUGAUUGUAAAUUUCGUUAAAUUGCAAAAAAAAAAAAAAGUACCAUUUCCGAGCAUCUAGAGGUGCAUAUUCUUUAAAUUUUCUCACCUCACCUAAAAAGGCAAUUAGGAAAGGGAUGUUCAGGGAACAUGUUAAAUCUAUUUUUAACCAAAUACGUUAGUUUGAAUGUCAUAAGUACUGUAUACCCAACUGCCGUAAAUCCCAUGUGUGUAUCCACUAUUGAAGCGCAGCAUUCUGUGGUAUAAUUUCAUUUGUCACAGUGGCCACGCUGUGAUUUCAAUUAGUUCUGGUAUGUCUCCUUGUAGGGGUGUAAAUAAUGUGUUCUGCUUGUUAAUGCCCUGUGUCCAGAUUACCAAAUUUUAUUUGAUCAAAAACAUGUGAUAUGUCUAAAUUUGGUCAUAAUGACAUCACAUCAUGACCAUAUAUAGGCACAUCAUGACUAUAUAUGGGUGUACAACAGUUUUUUUGUCAAAGAAAAUUUGAUAUAUCCAGGGUUUCAAGGAUCCUACAUCAGCACACUCUUAUAUUUCAGAAAAUAAAAAUCAUUUAAAAAAAAAUUUCCAAAAAUAAAAAAAAUAACUUAAAAUGAAAUGAAUAUAUGAAAAAAAGGUGGGUCGGAUUUAGAGUAGUGGUAUACCUAAAUGGGAACAUUGAUCUCUGCAUGAAUGUUUGUAAUUGUAUCACUCUGUUUUUUUAGCUUAUCUUUUUUCUCUCCGUGUGAAGGUACUAUAUUCAGUUAAAAUAUUGUUUAAAUAGGAGUCAUGUCUGGCUAACGUAAUUACCUUAUAGUGUAAUUUUGACAAGUCAGGAUGGGGGGGGGGAAAUACACUUAGUAUUUUGAUUUGGCAUUUAACUUUUAAUUUGUUCAGCAUUUCUAUGCGAGUUGUUUGGCGCAAAAGUGUGACAUCUGUACUGUAAACAAAAUUACUUUAUAUAGGCCUACUAUAUGUCAUGUAAGUAAUAUUUCUCUGUUGAAUUUGGAUGUUACAAAUAUUCAAAUGAUAUUGCACUGUAUUAAAACAAAACAAAUUAAGUCGUA